This is a messenger RNA of Durotheca rogersii, 2024 nucleotides long. RefSeq lists its product as uncharacterized. Lineage: Eukaryota; Fungi; Ascomycota; Sordariomycetes; Xylariales; Xylariaceae. The transcript has 5 exons. The record is from RefSeq and is a predicted model, not a curated record. The coding region runs from base 343 to 1851 and encodes 502 amino acids. Gene Ontology annotation, molecular function: ATP hydrolysis activity; ATP binding.
AGCGGUAUUAGCUGAUUCCCGAGAUAACCCAAGUGCAAUUCGAUUUUUAAACCGCUCACUGCCUGUAUAUGCCAGGUUUUUCGAAAUAAAGCCUGCGGGACACCCCCCGUUUUCCAAGCAGAGACUCUUAACGGGAGCUCAAUCCGAGGAGGCUGAGCUUCGCGUUUCAACCUUCUUUGAACACAACCUCCCCCUCGUGAUAAUCGAUUGCUCAAGGAAUUUCCCUCGUCUGGAGCCCAAUUAGAGCAGUGACACGACAAGCCGGUCGAACCUAUACCACAAAUAAAAUCCUUGACAGACAAGCCCUAUACAGCCCAGUCUCUCCAACCAGAGCUCGUCAGAAUGGAUAGUUCUCAAGACAAAGAUGUGGGCUUGAAAUGCGAGGUCAAGGCCUUUUAUAAUCACUCGCCGGACCCCAAGAGCCGCCACCAGAAAUGGUCCGAGUUUGAAAACCCGAUCGCUGAGGACAAACGCGUUCAGGAGCUUGGUAAAGCUUAUGCCGUAAUCCACCGCUUUUCGAAAAUUGGGAAUCAAGAGAGUGACGAAUAUGGCUGGACAACACAUUCUAUUGAGGCUCAAAGCAUACGCCUUCGCAACCUCCUCGACCAAGUCUUCCUAGACUAUCCCAACUGGUAUCCGGACGGCAGCCCCUAUGCCGUCUCCCCGCCAUUUCAGCCUUACGUUCACCGGUGGGAGCAAAUUCUGGAAACCCUUAAGCAGCAAGAUACGACAACAAAAAUGGAGUUUCAACUUCUCCGGCGUGAGUUAGAACCCCGCCUCAAGCAGCACUUGGACGCCUUGAAGAGGAUCAGGGAGGUCCGGACUAUCAACUUCGACCUGCUAUGGCUCAUCCUCGCCCCGGGUUCCUUGAUGCUCUCCCGCGAACAAGGGAAGAAUUGCAUCUCGAGACUGCGGACGAUUAGGUUGGUGCCUAAGUCCGACGCCUAUCCCGCUUACUGGGAGCUCCAGCUGGACCAAAUCGACUGGAACGGCUCUUACAGCGGCUUCGAGACCAGAGAAAAAGAGAUCCAAGAGUACGGGGACUCGAUUCUCAUAACCAAGUUAGAGGUAUACCCUAUAGAAUUCAACCCGGAUGUAGAGGAGAUUCGGAAGCAGGUGCUUGCCCGAGGCGCAAAGUUUGAAGCGCUCCGAGGGUUUCACGUUGCCACUUGUACCGGGAAGAAGUAUGUCAAGAAAAAUAGUUGGGGUGGAGAGGCGGAGAAGCCGAUUUCUGGACGUGUUAUCAUUGACGCCUAUGCUUACUUUACGUGCCAAGAUUCGCCUCGCAAACCAAAACUGAUCCGAGCAAAAUUUCUGAACAGGCCAUCUGGUCCGCCCGACAUUCCCUCAGAGGACACUGAUGACGAGAGCGACAUUUCGGAUAACCAGAGCAGUGGUGGCGAAGCGUCGGUUGAGAGGAAGGAGGAUCUGAGUCCUCUCAGUGAUUCGGAACGCAUGCUUGCUGUCCCUCGCGUCAGGGGAUUCGAUUUGGCCGCCAAGGAAUGGUGCGAGUUUGACGUCGAUGAUAUCGGCGAAGUCGUUUGGGACGAGACUCCCUAUGAAAACCUUGUUCUGCCGCCCGGAGAGAAGGAGCUCAUCUUGGCAUUCACUGAUCGUCCGCGUAAUGUCAAGUCCAGAUUCGACGACUUCGUCCAGCAUAAAGGCGAGGGAGUAAUCAUUUUGCUCUGCGGCCCGCCAGGCGUCGGCAAGACACUUACCGCCGAAGCAGUGGCAGAUAAAUCGAAAGCCCCCCUGUGUCACACGGGGAGGGAACCCUGCGCUAAUAAUCAGGUCAUAAGGGUCAGGAGGACAGAGUUAGGCAGCAAGGCCGUUACCUUAGCGACCUACUAAGAGAAGUCCUAGAUAAGCUUCGGAAAGCUUCGGUACUAAGGUAUAAAGGUACCUAGGUAUAAGGAUACCUCCGAGAUAUAUUAUAACGAAAAGGGGACGUAGGAACUUAGGAAGAGUAAGGAUUAUAAGAAACCCCUUAUAGAAUUAUUAGUUAAAUUAAACCUAUUCUAAGU